ACGACGCUAAGCCAUGUUGCAGCGGAUAAUUGUAAUUUUGCCAAGUUAAGUGUGGUGCUUUAUGUCGGCAGAAAUGCCGAAAAAUUCACAUGUAGUCGUCCAGUACGGACCAUACGAAGCAUGUGGAGUAGUUGAAUCCCGCACCUCGAGACUUGCUGGAUUAGAAGCACAAUUAACUUCAAAUGGACACACAAUUGAAUUACAAGAAGUUCCAGAUUGGAAUGUUGUUCGAUUGAUUGUUAAUGGAGAAAACGUUUAUAAAUGCGAUAUAAAAGAACUUGACUAUGGAGGAGACGGGAAACUGGAUCCACUCUGUCUCAAAGCAGUAGCAGCUGUACUAAAAGCUUACUAAAUUAUUUUUAUUUAUAUCAAUUUUCCGUCCCAGUUAUGCCACAUUUUGUGUUCUUAUCAACGUCUAAUGGUUUGACUUUUAUAACCAGCCUAUGCAUAUCACACUGCAGUUCUACAUUCCAUUACAGUUAUGGUAUUAUAUAAUUGGAUAUGUUAUAUUUUGAUAAUCACAUAUACAAUGCACCAGACUUCUUUAAAGUUCGAUAUGCAUCAAUUUGAAUUAUAUGCAGCUUAAAUGGGAUCUCACUUCACAGGGGACCGAAUUCUUGGUUCAAGAUGUGAGAUUCUACUCAAUAAUAUAUGGCUCAAGAAAAAUUUUCAAAUUGCCACUUGCCUUAUUAAUUAACCCCUGCAAAAUAACAUCAUAGUUUUAAAAAAAAAAUCUUCCUAAUUAAUCUUCUGUGGUUGGUAUUUAUUGCAAACUUGACAUUGAACAAAUUUUAUAUUCUCCCAAAUAAGUCAGUGUAUGCAAUUUCAGAUUCUAUUUCAGCGUCAAAAUAUGCAUAAGCACUUUGGUAGGCUCACAACAGGCCACAUCUCUUACUGUCAAUAAUUGAUUUACUUUUCUAACCUGAAUCUCACUGCUUUCCAUGAAUAAACAGCCAUUUUCAUUCAGA
This is a messenger RNA of Styela clava, 968 nucleotides long. Its product is annotated as UPF0728 protein-like. The record is from RefSeq and is a predicted model, not a curated record. NCBI's taxonomy places the organism in Eukaryota, Metazoa, Chordata, Ascidiacea, Stolidobranchia, Styelidae.